Molecule: messenger RNA, 840 nt
Organism: Heterobilharzia americana
Lineage: Eukaryota; Metazoa; Platyhelminthes; Trematoda; Strigeidida; Schistosomatidae
Source: the annotation of a GenBank genome assembly
AUGAUGAAGAGAAAAUUUUCUGCUACAUUCAGACUAGUCAUUAUAAAUGCUAUUAUUUUAAUUCAGCAUUUCAUUCCGAAUUCUUAUGGGAUCUACCAACCACGAAACAGUAUUAAUCAAAACUCAAAUCUACAGUUUUUUGAUCACAUCAAGCGACCUGUGUAUUUAAGCGACAAACAUUUGCCCCAAAAUGUGAUCACAAGAAAACUUAGAGAUGCUGUACAAUCUAUGUUUUCAAGUGAUUCAAAAGAGAUGGAUAUCCCAGAACACUUAAAAACCCUUAUUGAGUCUAGUCAAAAUGCAAAUGCACUAAAUGGAGUUUAUCCAAGUGGAGAAGUAGGUGAACAACAGGGGGAGGUCGAUGAAGGCGCGGAUGAUGUAAGUCACUGUGUUCCGAUUCAUGAGCCCAUUUGUCAUGGUCUCCAAUACACGCACACGUGGCUGCCUAAUUCAGUUGGCCUGACAACUCAAGAAGAGGCAGCAAAACGUAUGAAUGACUAUCGUUCUCUCAUAAAUGUAGGCUGUUCACAGUAUCUGAAAUUUUUUCUGUGUACUAUCUAUUUUCCAAUGUGUACUCCAGCACUGAAUCCACCGGCUGCUUUACAACCAUGUCAGAAUUUAUGUCGUUAUGUCCAGUCUAAGUGUGAACCAAUUAUGAAAAGUUUUAGCUUCCCAUGGCCAAUUGAACUGAACUGCAAGUCACUACCCUCAGAUUCAGGAAUGUGUAUUCAACCACAAAAUUAUGAUUUAGAUAAACAAGGACAAAUUAUAAGUCAGGAAUUCCAUCUGAAGCCCAUGGAGCUAUUGCUGAAUUGUUGCCCGAUUUUAGUGAAUUUUUAG